AUGCCCUCCAUUCUCAGCGAUGCCGACAAGGAGACUGUCAAGCGGAACGUCCCCAAACCCGCCAACAAGAUCCUCGCCGUAGCUGUCGCGCGACUCUACGUCGCCUACCCCGAUGGGCAGAAAUGGACAUAUACCGGAGUCCAAGGCGCUGCGGUACUCUGCAACGAUCUCGUAGGAAGGACUUUCUGGCUCAAAAUUGUCGAUGUCUCGCCUGCGAACAGGGGCGUAAUCUGGGACCAGGAGAUUUACGAUAACUUCGCUUACAACCAAGACCGAACCUUUUUCCACACAUUUGAACUCGAAGAAUGUGCCGCUGGUCUCUCCUUUGUCGAUGAGAAGGAGGCCAAAACCUUCAUGAAGAAGAUGCAGGAGCGCGAGAAACAUGCAAGCAAAGAGACCACCAAGACACCAUUCGCAUCCACACGCGGCCAGGGACCUGCUCCUGUCUUGAAUGGGAAAGUAGGACGCUCAUUGUUUGGCAGCUUGUUGCAUCGUUCGAGCCCAGCGCCGGCGCCGCCAGCACCCGCUCCUUCAAUACAGAUUGCACCUCCACCCCCGACACUGGCCCCAGUGGCGCCACCCGCCGCGCAAGCUUUGCCAUUUGAUACAAGCGACCCGUCCUGGAAAGGACUGCUGGAUGAGCUGAAAGAGAUGGGAAUCACUGAAGACCAGAUUGCCGAGAACUCCGAAUUCAUCAAGGCUUACAUUGACCAGAAACAGGCCGCGGCGGCCGAAUCUGCCCCCACCGUGGAUCAGAACAAGCCCAAGGCUGCUCCUCCGCUGCCGCCUUCUGCGCCUCCCGCCUCGAAGGCCUCGAUCAGUCCUCAAAAUACAGGAUCCAGCUCCACAAGCAGACGGGGACCGCCGCCCCCGCCCCCGCCUCCGUCACGGAAGACACGAUCCGAAGCGCCAGAAGAAACGAUUUCUGCUCCUCCUCGUGAGCCGUCACCGCCUGCUCGGAGAUUCAAUGCACCUCCUCCAUUUGCAGAUGCGGGCAAAUUUGCUGAGCCCGCAGGCCCUGUGCCUCUGCGGCGUCCACGCGCAACAUCGAAUGUCAAUCCGGGGCCUCCACCGCCCCCGCGACCACCAAAGACACCGGUGGACGAUGGUCAACAUGGCCAGUCAAGUCAAUCACGAUUUGGGGUACCGCCUCCUUUCUCUGGUGAGCGCAAGGUUUCUGCGCCGCCGGCACCUCCCAGCCGUAGCCCAGCGCCGGGUGGGCCUCCCCCUCCACCGCCUCGUACGGCGAGCCCAGCAGCACCACCUCAGCUGCCUCCCAAAGUUCCGCCCAUGACCACUACAACUGGGCCUCCUCCCCCGCCCGCCAGAGGUCCCGUCUCACCUCCACUUCCACCCCCGCCCGCGCCUCGACCCGUGCCAGCUGCACCACCUCCACCACCUAGGGGACCAGUCUCACCACCUCCCGCUCCACCCUCAGCUCCUGCAUUCUCUCCCAGCAUGCCUCCACCGCCGCCCCCUCCAGCGCCUGGAUCUGCUGCACCUGGGGGCCUCCCACCGCCGCCUCCACUUCCGGGCCGUGGUGGUCCCUCAAUGCCUCCUCCUCCCCCUCCUCCAGCCCCUGGCUCUGGGGCACCAGGAGGACCACCACCGCCACCUCCACCACCUGGAGUAUCUGGAGGUGGUCCUCCUCCUCCUCCCCCACCUGGAGGCGGUGCUCCACCCUUGCCCAAGGUCGGCGGACGUGAUGAUCUACUAGCGUCUAUCCGGGCUACUGGUGGCAGUGGAGGUGGUGGCUUGCGUAAGGUCAAGGACACCGAGAAGAAGGACAGGAGUGCUGCCUUAGUACCAGGUGCUGCUACGGAAUCCGCGGCUGCAAGCACAAGCGGAGGCGGCGCCCCGCAAGGCGGGUUGGCAGGUGCAUUGCAAGACGCCCUCAAUAAGCGAAAACAGAGAGUCAGUGGAAGUGAUGACGAGAAAGACAACGACGACGACUGGUGA
Molecule: messenger RNA, 1959 nt
Organism: Penicillium bovifimosum
Lineage: Eukaryota; Fungi; Ascomycota; Eurotiomycetes; Eurotiales; Aspergillaceae
Product: WASP family protein
Exons: 3
Coding region: 1-1959 (652 amino acids)
Molecular function (GO): actin binding
Source: RefSeq, a predicted model, not a curated record